GACCGGGGCUCCUCAGAGGAGAGGGCAGAAACAAACAUUGGCCUUGAGACCGACAGUAAAAGCCAGAUUGGAUUUGGGUUUGUCAAAAGCUCGUCUCUGUGUGGAAAAGUCUCUUGUUUGCAGAGUUCAACCUCAUACCAGAGACCUGUGAUCCUGUGCAGUAGGAGUCUGUGACUACUGAGGGACCACGGAUCCCCUGUUCCCUCUGUGUCUCUCUGGGAAUAGUCGUACGCUGAUGGUCCUUCUGUGCCGGUGUCUUUCAGCCAGCUGAUGUGCAGAGGCUGUUGGUUUGGGCAGUUGUGGCCCUGCAGCUGGCUGAGCCAUGGGGAACGAGAGCAGCACAACUGAGGCGUUGCCAGAAGAGGGCGAUCCAGAAAGUGUUGUUCUGUUUCCACCUCAGGAAAAUCAAAAUGACUCCCUACUACAGGCUGAAGCUCACGCUGAGAGUUUGACCCGGAGGGACAACAGAGCGCUUCUGACUGAAGCCUCGGCCAGCCAGCAGAGCCUGCUGUCUCAACCAGUGCUCCCAGACAUCCCAGUCAUCACCGGAGAGGAGGAGAGUGGUGGUGCGGCUCGAGAUCAGGAGGAGCUUGAGUUUCCUCAUGACCUGCUGCCCAGUCUAGACUUCAGCAGUGAGCUCAACAUCUGGGAGUCCUCGCUGGGAGCUCAGACUAGCUCAGGUAAGAGGAUAUGUAAGCAAGUGGACCCUCUGUUGGCGGGCCCGCAUCAUCACACGGAAGUCAGUCGAUCACCGCUGGUCCUAGAUGCAAGGCCUCAUGACAGCGACCCAGUUCUCACAGAUGUUCAGCCUUCACCUCGGCCCACUGCCACACCUGACACAGGAGUCCGACCCCCGACGCCUUCCCCAUCUGUGCUCCUAGAUCUGGAACUCAAACAGGCCAUCCAGGAAUGUGAAGAACAAAUGGCCUCACUGGGCAUACUUAAUCCCACAGGGCCCCCCAGCAUCACGCCUGGGAAGGUUAAUGAUGUAGGCAAGAAAACUGGAGAAGGGAUGGUUAAUAAAUUCAAUGAGUCAUCUUCACUGCCUCCAAUCACAGUCCAGCCAGGACAUAGCAACGGGGGCCAUGGAAACAAGGGUACACAUGGAAACAGUGAAGUAGCAAGCAGUCAGAAAGAUACAGUUGUGUUUAGUUUUAGGAAUUACAUUCUGGGCACUGAGAAUAGUGCCGGUGCAGCAGGGACGGAGAGUGAAAAAAAGGCAGAAAAAGAAAUAAAUGAGCAGAAGGAAAGACACACACAUACACAAUUAGAAACAACAACAGAUUUAUUUAAGGAAACUCAAGAAGAAGUUGCAUUUUCUGAGGUGAGAAACCGUUCCAGAGAGGAACAUGUUGAUUCUAAAGCAGGCAUCGAGGAAAAUGGCACUCUAGAUUGUAAUGCAGUUAAUAGGGAGAAAGACACAGCGGCAAUAACAGAGAUUGUGGACAUAAAGAAAGAAAAGCGUGACGAGUCCAGUAUUAUCGUUUGUAUAGAUAAAAAGGGAAAGAAAGAUCAAUCAGUUGAUGAGACAUCAGAGUGCAAUACUCUUCAUUUAAAGGAUAGCGAUGCAUUGUCAGAGAUGACGAGUUCUCCAUGUGCCAAACACGCUGGGCAGGACAAAACGGCAAAGAAGAAAGACAAAAAGAAACAAAGGAGAAAGAAAAAGAUAGAAGAGAAGAACACAGAGACUGGACAGAAAGAAAAGGCAGUAGUACAACCUGAAAAUGAAUUACAGGCUGUCUCUCUCAUAAAGGCAGGAAAUCACAUAGAUUCAACAGCAAAUACAGAAUCGGUGUCACAGGCAGCUCUGACUGUGAUUUGUGGGGAACAGCCUGAUAAUGGGUUUGCCUCCAAGCAACAGCUGAGUCCCGGGGGAAAGCCCAUUCCCAGCCCCCCACUAUCAUCCUCUCAUAGCAGGCAGGAUCAUCUUACUGCCUGUUCACCUGCGUCCAACCAGGCUCUUUCACAGAGGCCUCAUCUGUCAGACAACCACAACCAUACAGAUGCCUCAUGUCGCAUAAAUCACAGCUCGGAUGAAAUCCCACAGCCGAAGCAACAUGUAACCGGAGGUGUUACCGACAACCAACAUACAACCCUGACACAUGUCCAAACUACAGUUAUCAAUCCAGCUGCUUCUGCUGAUAAAAGAUCAGAUGCACAAACACAUGAGUUAACUACAGUUACCUCAGAAGCAGUGAUACUCACACAGGAGAAUCCCAGCCCACUCUCCAACAGCUGGACAUGUGUGGGAGAGAGCAGCGUGGAGAGUGCCCUUGAACAGCCUUUAGUGGUGGUUGCUGCGUUGCCACCGGCAACACCCACGAUGCCAGAAGUGAUAGAAAGCAAGGGAGAGGGAGAAAGCACGAGGCGUGAUUCAUUGGCUGUAGCUGCUGUAGCAGUCGCAGAGAGUGAGAAAGCAGUAGGAGAGAAAGAUUUAGGGGGAACAGGAAAGUGUCUCAGCUCUGCAGACGAAGAGAAAGAAGGACACUUGGACAACCUUCCUCAGUUCGCAUUAAUCUGUUCACAGGGAAAAGGCUCACUUGCAUUUUCAGCCAAAGAGGGACAGGCUUCAUCUGAGGAAAGCUGCAGCAGCAAAAUGCCACACAACUCUGCUGAGACAGAAAUGAAGGGACCGGGAGAAACAAGCGUUCGCAGUGCAGACACCGGGGUCUCACCAGCUGAAGAGGGAGACAAAGAAAAGGAGUCACUCUGUUUAGAAGUCUAUAUCAAUACUUCUCCCUUUGGGCUACUCACUAGUCCUGAUUGUCAGGAUUACAGUGCUGUGGGAUUGGAGGAAGCAGGACGAGGGGGAGGAGAAGGGGAGGUGGGAGAGAAAGGACGGCUGGCUACUGAGCACAGUUCAUUCAGCCAGCCAGAAGGCUCUGCUAGUGGGGUGUCAUCAGCCGAGACAGAGACGCGUCCGCCCACCGAUGUUGCAGAGUCACAGCUGAAGUCACAGAGCUGGACUGAGCCGAUUGCUACCAUCCCUGAGAGCAUCUGCACUGAACAGGACCGUCUUUCUCAACCCUGCCAAGAACAGCAUGGCGCAGCCAUCUCACCUCUUCCCACUAACCCUGAACAGAGCUCCAGCAAUACAAACAAAGGGGUAAGGGCUGAUCUCAAACAGAAUUUCAUUUCAGAAGAAGCAUUGUCUUUGGGACACAUUUGUAGGGAAUCAUCCAUCCCAGAGACAGAGGGAAAUAACGGUCAAAUCUUGCUGUCUUUAAUCUCACCUCAGCUGCUGACUUCUUCACAACAAAUCUCAGUCGAGCAACAAGCGAGCAACAUUCAACAGGUCCAGCCUAAAAGUAGCACAACAGAAACCAGCACAGCCGUAAGUUCAGCCGCAGAGUUCCAAGUCCAGAAACAGAGCAAUAGUGGGGCUAUGUCUGGAGUGGAUGUGUACGUAUGUAACAGAAGCAGAGGCAACAACAGAGUUCACUUUGCGGACACUGUGAAACAAGAAAGCAGUUCCUCUUUGGAUCUCAGGAACAUGUCGGUGCCAGCUAUGGACUGCGCCUCUUUGCCUCCGCUGACUGUACAUGAAAGUUUGCACCAUCCUGUGGUUGAGGCCAGCUACACCUUCCCAGAAUUUCUCAGCUUGAAAAAGUCAGAAAUCCCCGCAGAUACAACUCCUGCUAAGGAUGAAUUAGCAAAACGGAGCUCAGCCGACUCCCCGAAGCCACAGGAAGAUCUCCAGUUGAAUAAAGGAAAUACGGGGACCAAAGAUACCAAGGAGAACAAUAACAUAGAUCAGUCAGGUAACAACAACUUGGAGACUAACACAGUGGAUUUACAGUCAGCGACUGAGGCCUGCUCAAAACAGCUUCCUUGUCCUACGGAGAAGAAUCAGACUGGUGACGUUAUACAAACAGCAGAAAGUGCAGUCUCUGAGGCUGAUCAACCAACAGUUGAACAGGUGUCAGCAAAGGUGACAAAGCAAAUAGAGGCAGAAACAGAGAAGGAUGGUGUAACCCUGUGUUUGUCAACUGAGAAAGAGAUAGAUAAGUUACAUGCUUCGUCUAAAGGCUUAGUCAAGGCUGGCCUGCCCCAGGAGUCCCCUUUAAUAUGGGAUGCUACUGAAGGUAACCUACAUCCUCUCUCCUCAUGUUCUGUGCUUCCAGCUGAUGAUGUUACCUGCAAGCUUUUAAGUGAUGUCUCCACUGAGUUACCUGUUGGUCAGCUCUCUACGGACCUUGACCCCAGUUCAGCGGCCAAAACUGUGAUCUGCACAGCCUCUCUUCAGACAAAGCCUAGUCACCCCAGUUAUCAGCCUCCCACCCAAUUAGAUCAAACACCUCCUCGUAAACUGGUUCCCUCAGAUCCCAUGAAAGCCAGUGAGGGGUCGGAGCCCAUAAUUUGCUCUGCUAUUCUGACAAAGGAUGAAUCAGCGACUUCAGAAGUGACAGCCUCUGACCAGUCAAUUCCUGUUAUCGAGCAAUUUGCCGGUAAUUCUUCUUUUGUGCUGCGGCCUCCUGGUCCAAUGUUGAGUCACUUGGAGUUCAUUGCAGACUGUGAUAUCUCUCUUCCUGUGCAGACCGAUAACGCCAGCGCUGAUAGUGACCGCACCAAAGUCUCUGGAGAGGUGGAUUGCAACAAGAGCAAAGAAAUGACACAAAUGUCUCUAGCACAUGAUCUGGAGUACAGUGGUGUCAACGUCAAAGCACAUGAGACUUGUCCGAAACUAGAGGAUAGAAAUGACGUCAAGGAGACUGUCGUUGAAUUUGAGUUUUCUGCGAUUAACAAUUUAAAUAUUCAGUUUUCACAAGAGGGAAAUCUGUCUCCUCAUCCCCCUGGUGCAGUGGGUGUACUGGCAAAAGGUGGGUCUGAUAAUGUAAUUUCUCUAUCCCACUCUGAGCCACGCCCUGUUGGCAUUAAACCUGUUAUUUGUGAAGCAUCCAUUAAGGAUUAUGAUGGAAUUAAACAAGACAAUAUGACAGAGAAAAUGGGAGAUGAGACAUUCACGCUGUUUGCAGAGGAAAAGAAAAAAGUUGAAGAAGCAACAAUGGAUAAUCAAAGGGAAACAGCAGACAGCAGUAAGAUGCAGAAAGGAAAGACAGACACAGCACCACAACAGAGUAAUGGGAGAGAUAAAGAGGCUGGAGAGGAAAUUGGAGACCUGCAGCCACAACAUAAACAUAAAGUGCAUAAGACUGAAUCACCAGUAAGUGAUAUAAAGGAGGAAGUAGAAAGGAAGAGUGGCAUUGCAUCUGAAAGACAAAGCAAGACUUCUUUCUCAUCUGAGGACAUGCUAGUUGCUGAGGUAGAUUCUGACACUCAAACUGUUUAUGACCAGAGUUUGCGCCAAACUCUGACAGCAACACUGGAAAGCAGCACCGACAAGGACACGGCACCAGAUUUGAAUGCAGCUCUUGGCCAGUCACAGUCCACACCAGAGCCCAACUGUUUUGCUCAGCAACAGGAGCAACAGCAGCGGUGUCUGUACUACCUACAGUGUCUGGGAUCUAGACAUCCCACACAAGAAUUGUCAGAUGGCUGUCUAGAUGGGGGAGAAAAGACCAACAGUCAAGCACUGGUUCCAAGUGUGAAAGGGGUAGCAGAGGGCAGAGACGGCUCUGUUGGGAGUGACGAGUUGACAGGGGAUGACAGCAGUGGCAAUGAACGAGUGAUGGGUGAUGGAGAGGGAGAACAAGCAGGACUGUUUCACCUUGCCAGUGAUUUAAAUAAGAGUAGAAGGGCUGCUGAGAGAAAUGCCUCGGCUGAAAUAGGGAGUGUAACAACUGGCUCUUAUGUAGAUGAGACAAGACAGGGGAUGGAUGAGAAUAAAAGCCCUGCGUUAGGGGUAGUUGGGUCAAAUACAGACACUGAGUUUGUGAAUGAUCCGGUUGGUAAACGCCAGCAAAAAGGCAAUCUAUCAGCUUCCUGUCAAGACCAACAUGGAAAUCCUGAGACCUUGAAGAACACAGCUGUAUCUGUUGAGAUUUUAUCACAGGAACAUGAGACUUCACCUUCCCAGAUCUCUUUUUCAUCAAAGGUCAGCACAGAUAGUCAUGGCAUUCAUUUGGCAGUUACUCCAAGUACAAACCAGGGUGAAGAAAUUCACACAAAGAUAUUCAGCGCUCUGGUUGGGCAACCCGAAACUGUGGAAAAGGAUUUCAGUGCAGCCACGGCUGUGAAAAGCAACAUUAGUCAAACUGAGGAGUGUGAAAUUCAGGAUACAGUGUGCAGGCCUCUCAAGCUACAAAGCUUCAAUAAAACCUCCACCACACAAAGCAGCCCAGUAGUACAAACACCCAUAAAAGGCCCCGAUGUAGAGGAGAUCACAAAGGCAGAUAAAGCACCUUUGGAAGAAGGGAAAGCUAGCAGCCAGGGGAAAGGACAAAGUGAGAUAAAAGAAUUAAACAAUAAAUCAAUGAAUAAACAGAAGGUCAUAAAUCCAACUGUGAGUGCUAAAGACAGUGGCUCAACUGGUCUUUCUAAGGCAACAGAAAAUGACAAUGAUAUAAAAGAUAAAACAAGUCUUAUUAUCACAGGCCCGUCUGUUGUUUUGUCAAAGUGCCCGGAUGAUUGUGCAUCAACCCCACCUGCAGCCCCUACCCAGUCAGAGAAGCCACAUGAUCAGGUGUCUUUGUCAAAGCCCCGAGACGAUACCGCGGUUAACCUCAUUGUUGCCGAUUCCCACCGUGAAGGAACAUCACCUGAAAAAGCUUCUGUUGAACAAGUGUCUGUGAACACGGAGCCUGCCGAUGUGUCAGAGAGUCCGGCUCCUGGACUUCCAGCUCGAGAACCAGAUAUAAACUGGAUACAAGCUCUUAAAGAAGCUGCAUCCCAAUCUCAGAGUAAACAAGAGACAUCAAGACCCCUCCCAUCUCUGGAGUCUCCUCAACUAGAAUUUCUAACUCCGACUGAGGAGAUAGCUGCUCCUCUGAGACAGGAGGAGAUCCCACCACCGGAGCGAGCAGCAGCAAAGACAACCGAGAUCCCACCUCCUAAUCUUGUGAAGAAGCCAGUGGAUCUUCCUGAACCUUUGCAAAAGACCGCAGAGCUUCCCGAACCAACACUGCAGACAGUAGAGUUCCCAGAAGAAACAAAGAAAGUAGAGCUUUUAGAACCAAGCAAGAAAGAAGAAGAGCCGCCAGUAGAGCUGCCAGAACCAAAAAGGGAGCCAGUGACUGCCUCACAAAUAGAGAAGGAGCUAACUGAGCUACAGGAACCAACGAAAAUUACAAAAGAGCUCCCUGAACCAACAAACAAUGAAGUGGAGUUCCCAGAACCAACGGAGAAUAAAGAACCAGAACCAACAAAGACAGAAACAGAAGAACCGGAGAAGGAGCUGAUCAGUGAGCUUCCAGAGGAGCAAGUGGAAAAACCAGUCGAGAUCCCAGCUGAGGAAACUGCUGCGACAGAAACAGUCCAGUACCCUGCUGAGGAGCUACAGGACAGCGGGUCCUCCCUCACUGAGCAGGCAGAAAGAGGUGACCGUGCCCCUGCCUCUUCCCCACCUUCUUCCUCCGAAUACCACUUCCUGCCUGCCCUCCCACCUCACCUCCAAGACACCACUGAAUUUCCCACUCCUCCUCCCACACCACCUGAGAGGUACACUUCUGAAGCUCUGCCAACCCCACCUGCAUCUCCCUGCUUUCCUCCCCCUCCUCCUCCAGCCCCUGCCUCCCCUCCUGUACCUCCUGCUUACCAGGGUGAGGACCACUGCCCUGCUUCUGCACCCUGCCACCCUCCUUUAAGUAAUACUUUCAGAGUGAAGAGGUCGCCAAAGAAAUCUCCAACGUCUGACCCCUCCCAGGAUCUUACGCCGGCAGAUGAAGCUCCCUCUCUCCACCCACAGGACGACCACGCCACAGACGAGGAAAAGCUGGCCUCCUCCACCAGUCACAAGUGGGCAGCCCUGCCCGACAUGGAUGCCGAUUUAAACUGUGACCAGCAAGACUUCCCUCAGCCAUGCGACCUCACUUCCUUUGUUAAUGAGAACAGUCUUCCUCAUCCAGUGCAAGACUAUGAAAUUGAGUACAUGGAGAAGAUUGGCUCCGCUUCACCUCCACUGUCUGUGAAGAAGCCAUCUUUGUAUUUGAAGUUGGACUCAGUAUCUGACAAUUUAACCAAGAAUACGUGUGAUCAUGGAUCUGAGCCCAGCUCCCCCUGCACAGGGAGCUUUGAGGAGAUGGAGGCCCAGAUAACAGCAGGUAUAAAGACACCUGUGCUGAGUUCUCGGUCUGGUCCUGAGGGCUCUGCUGGGGACAAGGGCAGGAAGAGAGAAAGCGAGGCACUCAGCCGAACACAGAGCGUAGAGAGGGAUGAGCAGUCCCCUAGCCAGGGCCCCGUGGAGGCCCCUGCUCCUGUCCUGGCCAUGCCCCCGUUAGACAGGCUGUCUGAGUGUGACGACCUCCUGCAGUACCUGGAGCCUGACCUGGCUGAGACCAACCCCACCGCAUUCGCCCAAAAACUACAGGAGGAGCUGGUGCUUGCUGCCCUGAGGAUAGAGGCUCUGCAGGUAGCCAAAAACAUCUCUCAGUGCCCCUCCCUCUCCACUGUAAACCCCCAGUCUCGGCUCAAGAAACCCAGCUCUCGGCGGUGGAAUAUCAACGGGUCACCCUUACUCAAACACAGAGACGUGUCAUCUCCAGUAGAAAGUGGCGUGUCCAUGAACUCCUUGUACACCAGGACCACCACCAGCUACAUCGAAGGGGAGAGUCCCCACCUCCCCAGAGAACUGGACCACUCGCUGGGCAUUGCACGAGAGGAGAUCGUGACCAAGGAAAAAGAAGUGAUGGAGUGGCAGAGGAAGUAUGAAGACAGCCGACAGGAAGUGGUGGAGAUGAGGAGGAUUGUUGCUGAGUAUGAGAAGACCAUUGCACAGAUGAUAGGCAUGCCAGAGGAUGACCAGAAAGAGAAGUCUCUCUCCCACCACACCAUCCAGCAGCUGAUCAUGGAGAAGGAUCAGGCCUUGUCCGACCUCAACUCCGUGGAAAAGUCUCUGGCUGACCUCUUCCGACGUUACGAGAAAAUGAAAGAUGUCCUGGAGGGCUUCCGCAAGAAUGAAGAAGUCCUAAAGAAAUGCGCUCAGGAGUAUUUGUCAAGGGUCCGCAAAGAGGAACAGCGCUAUCAAGCGCUGAAGAUUCAUGCAGAGGAGAAACUUGACAGGGCCAACGCAGACAUAGCUCAUGUGCGUGCCAAGGCCAUGCAGGAGCAGGCCGCCCACCAGGCCAGUCUGAGGAAGGAGCAGAUGAAGGUGGACUCUCUGGAGCGCACGUUGGAGCAAAAGAACAAAGAGAUCGAGGAGCUGACAAAGAUCUGUGAUGAGCUGAUCGCCAAGAUGGGAAAGAGUUAGCGAACACACCAAAUCUCACAGAGAAAAGGAGCGGCUGUGGAAAAAGAAAACUACUUAAAAUAAAAAUAUAGCAGAUCGGUAGUAUUCACCACCUCUUCCAAAGACGGAUGGACAUUUAAGGCCAAAAUGGUCUUUGGGUUAAAUUGCCUACUGACUUUGUGUAUACAGGAUCCACAGGAAUGGCUUUUUCCUCCUAAUCACUCAUUUCUUUUGUGUAUCAGUGUAUUGUACUGUAUCGGGGGUCUGUUUUAAAGUUUUAGAAAAUGUAUCAUAUCACUAAUGAGUGCUUCUGUGUGUGUGAGUGUGUGUAUGAUAACGAGAAAGCUCGAGCAGUGUUUGUGGGUUAAAUAGUCUAUAAUUAUGUUGCCAUGACAGCCACUGAGGGAGAAGACAGUUUACCCGUUCCUGUUGUCUCCUCUUGAUACGAGAACUAGACAGACUUUGAAAAAGAGGAACAGAGAUUUAGAGUCAUUCAGAAAAUGUUGAUACACCACUAAGAACACAAACUAUCACCAUAAUAACUGCAUGUUGGGAAAUAAAGGAGAACCGGUGACGUUAUAUGUUUGUAUAUACUGUAGGAAAUUCCAAGUAUGUAAAAGAUUCCUCUGCAUUUUUGAUAGUUAUUCUGUCAUCCUCGGCUCGCCCCCCCUCAUGUAACCUUGUAGAUAUUUGUCAUACUUGUCAUAGCUUUCUCGAGGAAAUUGUGCGACUAUUUUUUGGGAUUUUAUUUUGAUAUAAAGCAAACUAAUUGUGACCUUAUUCAGUUGUGACCAGGAGUGAUUUAAUUGUGGAUGGAUAUGUCUUGCUGUGGUCGUUGUGUCACACUGAGGAAUACAUUCUCUGCACAGCUGCUGUACAGCAUCUGCUUCCAAAGUGCAAUAAAAGAUGGCAAUACAGCA
Molecule: messenger RNA, 10203 nt
Organism: Etheostoma spectabile (orangethroat darter)
Lineage: Eukaryota; Metazoa; Chordata; Actinopteri; Perciformes; Percidae
Gene: tacc2
Product: transforming, acidic coiled-coil containing protein 2
Exons: 24
Coding region: 323-9304 (2993 amino acids)
Biological process (GO): mitotic spindle organization; cerebral cortex development; nuclear migration
Cellular component (GO): cytoplasm
Source: RefSeq, a predicted model, not a curated record